AUGUCCGACUCAUCAACUACUAUUACUACAACAACAACUACAACAACGAAUGAUGCAGCUGCUAAUGGAGGUGACAUUGGUGAUGGCGGUGUAUCAAUGACAGAGUCUACUGAUAAACAGUGCAAGGUUCGAAUCGAGAACAUCCCUUUGACCAUCGAUGACGCUACUCAGCUACAACAACUGUUGUCAACGUAUCAUCCAAUAGAUGUACGACGACUCAAUGGUCCAAUGACUGGCAAUGUAAUGGUUACACUCAAUGAUGAACAUAAUGCAACUCAAUUGGUCAAUGAACUCAACAAUCAAUCAAAGUUUGGCAAUGUACUCAAGGUUAAACUCAUUGAUCAAUCAACAACAACAUCUCUAUCACCAUUAACAGAUGGUUCUUCCAAACGACGACGAUCUGCGACCAAACAGAAGCAGAAGCUACCACCCAUUGACGAGCAGAUCAUCGCCAACAUAUGCAAGACAUUGCAAUCUACUCCCAAGUUCUAUGUCAAUGUGUUACAUCUCAUGAACAGAAUGAACUUGCCUCCUCCCUAUACCGUAGACAACAAGUCUACGUUGGUCCCUGCCCCAACUCCUGCUGCCACUGGUUCUACUCAGAAGCAACAUCAUCCUCAAGAUAAACAACAACCAAACAAGAGGACAGUACAUCAGAUGCAAGAACAUGAUGAAGAAGAUGAGCAAGAUCAAGACGAUGAUGUAUCAAAGAAACCAAAGACUUCGUCAACAGAUGACACUGAUGGACUACUUCACAUUGAUGUGCCACCACCCGCAAUCACACCGACCAAUCAAGGACCCUCAUCGUCGACCAAGUUACCAAUCCAGAUCAAGCUGAACACAUCAGUUCAGACUCCCACCGCACAAUCAUUGCCAUCUGGUGGCCAAGACAAGUACUAUUCACGAGAUGAUGUCAUAAGUCUCACAAACCUGAUGACACACAAGGCCACUGAAGAGGAGUUGGAGACGAUCAAUAAGAAGAAGAAGUUGGAACUUGGUACAAUAUCAAAGAAGUUGUACAUCAAGAACUUGGCCAAACAGGUGGACAAGGUGGACUUGGAGUUCAUCUUUGGUCGAUACUUUGAGACACGUCAACAAAUGAAUGAACAGAUGACAAUAGUACAUUACAAAGAGGGCCGUAUGAAGAAUCAAGCCUUUAUCACCUUUCCCAAUUCCCAAUUGGCAUCCGAUGCACUGACCGAUGUCCAAGGAUUUCGUCUCAAAGAUAGACCAAUGUUAAUUAGCUAUGGAAAGACUAUGUAA
Acytostelium subglobosum LB1 is the source of this 1263-nucleotide messenger RNA. RefSeq lists its product as hypothetical. Bases 1 to 1263 code for a protein of 420 amino acids. NCBI's taxonomy places the organism in Eukaryota, Evosea, Eumycetozoa, Acytosteliales, Acytosteliaceae. The transcript has 4 exons. Gene Ontology annotation, cellular component: U12-type spliceosomal complex. Gene Ontology annotation, molecular function: U12 snRNA binding; pre-mRNA intronic binding. Gene Ontology annotation, biological process: mRNA splicing, via spliceosome. The record is from RefSeq and is a predicted model, not a curated record.